AUGGGGAGGAUGGCGAAGGUCUGCCUGCAGUCGAUCCUGAAGCUGGUGAACUCUGUGAUCGGCAUGAUUGGGAUUGGCAUGAUCCUUUAUUCGAUGUGGAUGCUGAGGGCGUGGUAUAAGCAGAUACAUGGAUUUUGGAGUGAAGGACCGGAUUCCUAUCCCCCGUGGUAUGUUUCGCCUCUCUCCUCCUCGCCUUGGUUGCACAAUAGAAGAAACUUACCACAUAUUUGCGCCUGUUUGGCGGUUAUGAAUCGGGACAACAUGUUCGUUUAUUAUCGGCGGUGAUAGAAACCUUGUUUUCCCCUUAUUUUUCUAAUGUAUUAUAAAUUCCAAUCACGUUUGGAUGCCAGGAGCCUUGAUUAUUAGUUUUGCAUUAUUGAAGGCAUUUUUAACAUGGUUAGUGAUGGAGAAAAUAAGGUUACUUCGAAUUUUUGGAUCGACGUCUUUUAUUAAGUAAAACUUUAAUUGGAUGGAUCUAUCUGUUUAUUUAACGUGGAGUUACUUUUGUCUCGAACUCCAGCUGAAUAUCAUUAAGGUAAAAUGGUGGAUGCUAUUUACCGAAAGACUCGAUUCAGUACGCGAGUAUUUCGCAGUCUGUUCGCGGUUGUAUUUCUUUCCUCAUUCCCGGUGACACUGAUGUUGUGGUAUGUGCCGUGUGUGCUAUAAAUCGUGCUUGGUUUGGUUACAGAGGAAGUAGCUCGUGCACUUUUAUUUUUUCUCGUGACAAACUUUAUGCUCAUAUCGCGGAAAUUAUAUUGUAUAUGAAUCAAAAAGCCAAUUGCUUCCUAGGCUACUUUGCAACACGAUCGAGGAUAUCUCAUACUUGGAUAGUAUAACGAAUGACAAUUCGAGGGUGGUACUUUUUUUGCAUAAGAGAGUGGAUAACAGCCAGGUUAUUGAGAUGCUCGUGUGGUAUUAGUUUCCAACAACGAUUGAUAGUGUUUAUUUGGUACAGUUGGGAUAUAUAUAUAGAUUUCUCGUGACAUAAUCACAUGGGUUUCCCCUUUCCAAUACAAUCCCUUUGACGAGUCGUGGGAUUUCAGUCUCCUGUUCUCUAUGAUCCCUUACUUUGCCUAGCUCGAGUAGAUGGUGGUGAUUACAGGGAAGUUCUCUUUUGGUGGUGGACUGACGGGUUUAGAAGUUCUGGUUUCCCAUCCUCAUAUCUAUGACUAAAUUUAACAAUGUAGAUGUGCUGCCCUUGUUUGAACAAUGUUUAGAGGCUAGUGACUUUGAUUGUGGUAAGGAACGGGAUAGGACGUUAAAUAAAUGAUGCUUAAAUUUUCAUGGCCAGUGAUGGUGACCAGAGCAUCACUGAAAAGCUGAAUCUACAGUUACCAUUAUGCCUUCAGGAUUCCAUGUUUCUUAAGAACUAAGAGGAAAGUGCUAAGCAUUUGCUUGCUGUUUUCGUACCAGAACAAUAUUCAUGAACUUAGCAUAAUCCAUUUUAUAUUCAUUUCAUACUACAUGAACAACUUGGUAAUAUGAUUCAAUCCGAAUCUUAUCUGCACCGGGACAUGAAUUACCCUUCAAUCAGUUCCUUCUUUCAUCAAUUAAAGAACGUGAACAUAAGGGCAUGUUUGAGAUCAAAGAGGGAAAUUUGUUCUAGAAUGUUCGUCCUAUUAAAUGAUUGUGCUUUCUCGUAGGUCAGAAAUAUUUCAUAUUUUACGGUAGAAAAUUUAUAAACUGCUACCUCAGAACUUUAAUUUGAAAAAAAAUGUCGGCUUGUCGUUUGUUUUCUUAAAAAAAAUGAAGUCAGCGCUAAAAGUCAAAACUAUUGACCUCUAACACGCGCAAAGUCUGUCAUGUCAUAUCGAUCAUAAUUGCCAUUUCGGCGAGGUUUAGCAUUUAUUCCAAAUUUUCUUCCCUCGUUUGUGCCUUUUUUUUCUUUUGAUGAAUUUGGUACUUGCAUUUUAUCGGUAGCUAUUCUUUCAAUCUUUUUGCGAGGUAGGAGACGGUCUAUCUAAGAACGAAAGUACUCUCAUGUGGUUUUGAUUCAUUUCAUUCAAUUUAUAACUAAAAGUUCUUCUUCAAAUGCAGGUUUAUUUACACUUUUCUUGCGCUUGGAGUCUCAUUGUGCGUCAUAGCAUGUUCUGGUCAUAUUGCUGCAGAAACUGCAAAUGGCCCUUGCAUCUCAUGUGUAUCCUUCCAUUGAUUACGUUUGAAGUUUUUUUUUUUUUUUGGUGAAUCUGUUCUCGCCAUUUAUACAAAAUCACGAUUCUAUCAUUUUGGAAAAUUGGAAAACCCAAGAUUUCCUAAGAGACAAGAAGUAAGAAUGCUGUCAACUUGAUUGAGGCAACUAUUUCCAGAUGAGAUAUCCCUUUUGGUACCUUAGUCCUCAUGUGCCUGUUCGUCGGAUGUAGAUAAUUUUCUCGCCGUUUAAUUUUUUGCCGAGACGAAUCUCUGCUCUUUUAUCUUUUGUUAGCUUGCCGUGUUUUGUAUUCUGGACCUUUUCCUUUUCCCACCUCUACUUGUUUUCGCUUUGUCAACCAUAUAAUUUCAUUUCUGUGUCUAGUUUUAUAUGUUUCUCUCUUCUGACCGAAUUGCAAACUGUGCUAAUUCUGAAAGAACCGGAGUUUCUACAGUCGUGGGGUUCUUUCAGAAUUCAGAAGUUGUGGCCGAAACAAUGACAUGGUAUUGGUUAAUCUGGUCAGUUUUAGCGUAUUUGCUUUCAUGUGUUUACAUCUUGUUAGAAUCAUAUCUGCUCAUACUGCUCAUAUCUGCUCAUACUCUUCCUCGCUAGCGUCAUUGAGUCACACGCGCCUGCCCUCACGGUUUCUUGCUAUUUUUCUCCGCAAAAUCUGGAUGGGAAAUAUGCCUCCCAUUAAUGCUCUCCUUAAUCUCACGUAAAUAAUAGUACACGGUUUUUGUCUUCUUGCUUGUCAUGGUGGAGGCCGCAGUCACUGCGGACGUGUUCCUGAACAAGAACUGGGAAGAGGUGCUUGCCAUGCUCCACAGUGUGUUGUGUUCUCCUCCCCACCAAUCUGCUCCUCUCUCAUCCUCCCUUUAAACCCUUCUCAGGACUUCCCGGCAGAUCCCACCGGCAGAUUUGACGAGUUCAAGGAUUUCGUGAAGUCAAACCUCAAGAUGUGCAAGUGGAUAGGAAUAAUGAUCGUGGGUGCACAGGUACGCGCUGGCUGACCCUCGUGUAUCCUCUGUUGCAGAGAUUUCCCAAUUUAGGGUUCUUUCUUUUCUUCUCUUUUCUCCUUCUGAAAGUCUAGCCCCGGUGGAAUCGCUGCCACAUGUAACAGGCUCUGGCGAUCUUCCUGGCUAUGGUUCUGAGGGCCCUGGGUCCUGAUCGGGAGAGGGACUACGACAGCGACGACGACUACAUCCCUACCAGGCUUCCUCUCCUGAGGAACCAUCAGAACCCAGCGUACGUCGCGGUAGACCCACGUGCAAAUAAGGAGCCUUGGUGUGUAAGAAUCCAGGACAAGGUGAUUGAUUUAUACUCUCUCUCUACCAUCACUUAUUCUCUCUCCUCUCUCUCUCUCUCUCUCUAUCUCAUUGUUUCCUUUUUUGUUUUGGUGUCUGAUCAGAUGAACAUGUGAAGUGAAGCGGGUGUCUCCGUUUUUUAAGCAGGCAGGACGAUGGAGCAAAGGGUGAUGGUUUCCCUGUAAAAAUACUCUGCUGUAGAGAGAGGUCGCGGCCUCCGAGUAAGUGGCUCCUCUCUCACCUUCGGCAAUUGUUGUCUCUCGAAAACUGUGUAAAUUUGUCUGUGGCGUGCCCAAUGUACAUCGGCGAUGGACCGAGAGCAGCGAAAGAGAUUCAUCGGUUUAAAGAGCUUCCUCAAGCUGCUUUUUUUCAAUGAUUCCUUAUAUUACUAUUUAUUAUUAGCCCUGUUCUCUCUUGUGACACAGUGGGAUCUUAAAGAGUCAGGUGAAAUGAAGGGCCGUGACUCUCUCUCAUCUUAAAGAGAGAGAGAGAGAGAGAGAGAGAGAACCGGGAGUUUCAUAGCUGCCGCUUCCUCCCCUUCCUCCGGCAAUUUUCCCGACCCAACAGACUCCGGCGAGAUGAUUACACAGAAUAAACGCUAA
Molecule: messenger RNA, 4034 nt
Organism: Spirodela intermedia
Lineage: Eukaryota; Viridiplantae; Streptophyta; Magnoliopsida; Alismatales; Araceae
Source: the annotation of a GenBank genome assembly